Molecule: messenger RNA, 1959 nt
Organism: Armigeres subalbatus
Lineage: Eukaryota; Metazoa; Arthropoda; Insecta; Diptera; Culicidae
Exons: 7
Coding region: 172-1824 (550 amino acids)
Biological process (GO): sensory perception of taste; male courtship behavior; chemosensory behavior
Cellular component (GO): dendrite; membrane; axon
Molecular function (GO): sweet taste receptor activity
Source: RefSeq, a predicted model, not a curated record
AACAACACCCAGCCACAGCCAGCACGCGUCAGCAUCAUCAACGCCUGGGUGGUCCUUCGGACAUAAUUGAAACACCCACUCUUUUAUAGUGCGGCGUGUUUGUCUCACUCGAUUUUCGGUUCAUACCAAGCGUAACUGGCGCCCGGGCCUGUAGGACUCUGGACGAUCGACAUGCCAGAAAUUAAUUUGCGCUUCGCCAUAAUCCCAUUAUAUUUGGUUGGGAAAUUAUUUUGCCUCAACGCAUUUACAUACAGUCCUGGUUGGGUUUAUCAAAGCGACAGCAAGGAUGACAACCAUUCGAAUGACGAUUAUGACAACGAUGACCGAGAAUCUCGCCCGCACCGUGGCCUGCACCGGGAGAAUAACGGCCCUGGAGGCAAUUCGAUUGCUUUUGGAAAUGCAAACCGCGUCCAUCGUUAUAACAACAUCUGUGCGAACAACCAUUACCGAAGCGGGAUUACUAUGGCAAAUGGCGGCAACAGAAACAACAUCACCGCUCAAAACAACACCCUCGAGAGCAGCAUAAUGGGAGCCACUUUACGUAACGAUUCGAAUCGACAAAAAUUUGCAUCCCGGAGGAGCUUGGAAGUUUCAAUUAUCGGAAUUGUGCACGCCCUGGCGUUCUGUUCCGCCUAUGCCGUGUAUCACGUUUCCACGACGCUGGAGCUGUCCUCGAAAAUGCAAUGGGAGGAUUUGGUCCGGCUGGUAAUUGAGCUGACCAAUCAGUACGCUGGAUGUUGCCUCGUGGUUGCAUUAGUCAGUACAGCGCUUUUCAAUCAGCACUCGCUAAUGAAGCUCAUUAACACGCUGUUUGAGAUUGAUGAUCUUUUGAUGAGCCGAUUAAACAUUGCGGCCCGGAGUGGACUUUGGCUGGCGCACAUGACAGUGUUGCUCAUCGCUUCAGUCACAAUAAAGUGUUCCAUCAAUAUACUCUUCUACUCGACGAGCAGCCGCAUGGAGAACGUCAAACUGACGAAUGAUUUCAUUUUGACACGUCUCAUACCCCAGCUGGUGAGCCUCAUCAGUAAACAGCAGUACAUUUCCUAUGUGCAGCUGAUCAAAGAUCGCUAUAAAGCACUGAAACAAGCACUAUCCGGAGUCGGAACAUUGGCAAACGACAACGAACAACCGAAAUGGAAAGCAAAUUGGCAAAAUGUGGAUCGAUUGCUGGGGAUCCACCAUCCGAAGGGACCCACUGCUCAGGCAUGCAGCGCAAAGGAAGCAGACACUGCACGACACCCACUGAAGGAUGUCACCAAUCAAAGCAGGGCGAACAAAUUGGAAAACCAUCAUCCGAAGCCACGCCAAACGAGGACCAAUCAGCUGAGACACAUUUAUGAAAUCUAUCUCAAACUCCGGCAGACGAUCCGACUGACAAACCGGUCGUUUGGGGUACGAAAUUUAAUCUUUAUUCUGUACCACUUCGUCACAGUGGUGGAGAUGAGCUACGUGGCCUGCAUGAUAUGGGUGAGGAAAAUCGAUGGAUGUAAGGACGUGAACUGCGAUAAAGAUUUACUGUUGACCGUGCUCUAUGCUGGAAGUUUUAUGCUGGAACUUUUUGUUUUAUGCUUUCAUAGCCAUGUCACCACAGACGAGGUCCGCAGCACCAGGCAGCUGAUGAUCACCGUCCUUUCUAACGAAACCGAUGAAGCAGGAAACAGCAUAACAGUGAAUCCGUCGAUUCGAUUUAAUUUGCUGGACCAACGCUUCAAUUGCCUGGGCCUGUUCGAUGUCGAUUUAUCUCUGUUUUACGGGAUGAUUGCAGCCAUGAGUACCUAUCUGAUAAUAUUAAUCCAAUUUGGACAUCUCGGUGUGCUCCACUAAAUUGGAUUAUCGGAUGAUUGCGUGGCAGGGUGAUGUUUUCCGGCGUUACAAUUAAAAUACAGCAAUCAAUUUUCGGACAGCGUAUCCACCGGAAGACCAAGGUUAAUUGAAUAAAUAUUAAUUUUAUACAAUGAU